AUGAUCUUUUAUCCGUUCAGAUUCCGUAAUGCAGAUCCAGCAUACAUGGGCAUGUUUCGUGAAGAGGUUGAAUCAUUUAAAGAUCGACUGCGUAAACGAGGCAAGGACAAACGUGACAUUGCACUGGCUGAAGACGAGGCAGAUGAGAAGGCCAAACGAAUUGCAGCCUCACCAGGAGGGCUUGACCCACAAGAGGUCUUCGAUAGCCUUCCAGAGGUAAUGUUUGAAUAA
Anisakis simplex (herring worm) is the source of this 231-nucleotide messenger RNA. The record is from the annotation of a GenBank genome assembly. NCBI's taxonomy places the organism in Eukaryota, Metazoa, Nematoda, Chromadorea, Rhabditida, Anisakidae.